CCACUCCUUUAGUCUCUCUCCCUGACUGCUUCGCUUAAGAAUAAUAUAACCUGCAAUUCAGCAAACGCAGUAUAGUAAUGGUGCUUGAUAAAACGUAGUAUUAUCGAACUUAAACUUAGCUUUGGUUCAUCAAAUAUUCAGCGCAAUGCUCGAUUCAGAUGAUGAGAAUUAUGUUAUAUUCGGAACGCCUCUAGAUCCUUUGGAUGAAGAUAAUUUCCCAAGAAAAAAACCUAUGACAAUAGAGGAUCAAUAUGCAUGCGAUGAACAAGGAAGAAGGAGGUUUCAUGGGGCAUUUACUGGUGGAUUCUCUGCUGGAUAUUUUAAUACCGUGGGAACACGUGACGGCUGGAGACCACAACAAUUUAAAUCAUCUCGAAGCAGCAAAGCUGAGAGCAAAGCUCAAAGACCCCAAGAUUUUAUGGAUGACGAAGACAUGGGGCAAUUCGGAAUUGCGCCAACUGCUAUCCGGACAACUGACGACUACGCUGAUCAUGAGAAUAAAGGAACCAAAAGAGAAAGAACUAAAUUCUCUGGGGAUGGACCAAUUCCUGGAACUCCAGUGUUACAGGAGAUCCUGAAACCUGUUAAAGACACAGUUGGCGUUAAAUUGCUGAAGCAAAUGGGUUGGAAGCCCGGCCAGGGUGUUGGUCCUCGUUUGUCAGAGAAAGAGAAAACCAAGAUCAAACAGCGCAAUGACAAAACUAGGCUACACGGGUGCUCAUUACCUCCUACACAAGAACAGGCGAUGGAAACUGAUUCUGGUGGGUCGGAUGACGAAGAUAGUAACAUCACUUUUGCCCCUGAUGACUAUGAGCCAUUCAGAUGUAACCCGAAGGACAAUUUCUUUGGUAUUGGCUACACCGGACUUGAGAAACGAUCGAUACUGUCACAGCAUAUCAGUCUAUUUGAACCAUCUUCCUUUCAACUGCAAGAAAAAAAUAAGAAAUUGUCUAUACGUGGUCAAGCUUUUGGAGUUGGUGCAUUUGAAGUAGAAGAUGAGGACAUUUAUUCUAAAGAAGACAUGUCUCAGUACGAUUUCAGCUUGGAGCCAAAGAACCGGCAGAAAUCGAGAUGGACGCACGAAAAGCCUACGACGUCUCAAACUAAAUGUAUUGAGGGAUUUGUACCUGCAAAAAGUCGUUUUGAAGCUAGAAAAACGUUCAAGGUACCAGAGCCACCAAAAGACUUCAAACCUGUGCAUAUAAUUAGGAAAAGCAGAUUCGAACCGUCUAUUCAAUCAACAAGCCUGGAAAAUGCGAGGCGCAAAGGCCUUGGUCGACACGAUUUAAGGGCAGAGGAUAGGGCGAGAAUAAUCAAUGACCCAAAUCCCAUCGCGUUAGUUUUAUCCAGCAAAGUCGAAAGUGGGUCCGCAAACGAAAAAAACCUUUCAAACAGUUCCUUGCUUUCUUGCGGAGUUGACAAGCAACUAAUUCAACCUGUUUCAGAGUUCGCUCAGAAUGAGAAACGUUCCAAUCAAGAGCAAUCGCCAAGAAAACCCUCUGUAAUUUCAAACAUAAUUACAAAAACGUUGAACCUGCAUGGCAAGGAACAAGUGGCCCAAAAUCUUGAACGACCUGCGAACAACGUCGGAAUUAAUCACAGAGAUACAAAACUGGGCGAUGCAGUUUCAACCACAGCAAAGAAAAAUUCUUGGCUGGAGAUGUUGAAUGCCAAAAGUUUUGUCAAAGGUGGUACUGAAAAUUUGACUCUAAUUAAAGAACCGAAUAUAAAAUAUGGCAAGGAUGCUCAAGUCGAAAAACUCUUCAAGAACCUCAGAAAUGAAGCGGAGGACAAACAAACAUCAGCUGAUUCUAAGAGCUCGGUCUUCAAGCCAUUUGCUGCAGAUCUUGAUAAGCAGAAGCGUUACGAAAAGUUUUUAGAUUUUUUGAAAGAGGGAGAAAAGAACCGACUGACUGAUAUACAACCAUUGUCGAUGACCGAAUGGGAGAGAGACCAUGAAAGAGUGGAAUUUGAUCAAGCUGCGCGACUUUAUAAACCAUUGACAGGAAGCAUGAGCGAUAGAUUUGUGAGCGGAAAGCAUCAGGAUGGUUUAAAUCCAUUGGUCGCGGUGGACUUAGGCAAAGAUACCGACGUUCAGCUCAGAGAGAUGGCUGCAAAAAAGAUGUUUGGAAAAUUGACGAGGCAAAGAACUGAGUGGCGGCCUGCAAGCAUUCUUUGCAAAAGGUUCAACAUAGCUGAGCCUGCAACUGGUUGCGCCAAACCGGAAACGGAGAAAAAAAGCACGUUUUCCAUUUUCGACUAUCUGGAAGAAUCGUUGCACAAUAGUUCGACAUUUCAAAGCGUAAGUGACGUUGCUGGUAAGAUAAAAUCAGAGAAUCUCAGCAGCGGAUCUAAUUUAGAAGAUUCUAGAACAGGCUGUCUAGAAUCGUAUCAAUCUGUGAAAUCUAUGAACAAUUCCGCUAUGGUUGUGUGUGAUAAUAUGGACAAGAAUAAAACUUCGUCAAAGGAACGCAACUUCGAAGCUAAAUACGAGCGAAUUUUUGGCAGAAAUGUAAAUCGUUCUGCAGUAGUUGGCCAAGAUAACAGCAUCGAUCUUUCUUUGAAUGUGCAGAGUAUUGAGCAACCUGCGGUAUGUUUGCCGUGCGUUGAAUCAAACUCAGAUUUUGACCAAGACAGAAAUUUUGCAGGAUCAUCUAGUUCAUCUGAAAGAAUGGGUCAGGUUAUUAAUGUCGUAGAUAAAGAUACGGAGAAGAAGGAUCUUUUCAAGGCAAUUUUUGUAAGCAGCAGCGAGGAUUCAGAUUCCGAGAGAGAAGAAGAACCGGAUGACGAGAAGUUCAAGUCAGUUCUGAUCGGCAAGAAUCCUGGGGAGUUGAAUGUGCAGAGAAAUACGUCACCUCCUAGAGGAAUAUUCGCUAAUUUGGAUUUAGACAGCUUAAAUGAUGUGGGCGUGAAAAAUAAGAAGGUUAAUUUCAUUGAACAUAAAAGUUCAACUAUCGUUUGCAGAGGUGAGAUGUCUGGAGCUUCGUGUCUUAAUCAAAGCAGCAGUAACUCUGAUAAUACGACUACAGAAAAUAUGACGAACUGCGAAACUUCUGCUGAGGGGACAGCAGAGUUAAGUUCUAAAAUACUCCCAGAUAUGUAUGGCCCAGUUCUUCCGGCUAGGCCACGAAAAAAUUUGAAUGAUGUCCAGUCAGAUACAAACAGUCAAGUGCUGAUUCAAAAACAUAUAUUCAAAAGUGUUGUAGUUCCGGUAACAAAACCUGCGAUUGUUGAACAAGGUGAAUGGAUUGAAAAGAAGAAAAGUAAAAAAUCCAAAAAAGACAAAAAAAAACACAAGCACAAAGAACACAAAAAGCAUAAACAUAAAAAAAAUAAAUCGUAAUAUAUCAAUAACUUUGUGGAUAUUCAAAACUCAUGUGUUAUAUUUAUUUUUGUUAAAUAAACUGUGGCCUAGAGCACGUUGAGUGUUAUAGGUCCUCUAGUAUACUAUUAUAUCUCAAAAAGUUCUAGAAGGAUGUAUGCAGAAAAUGAUCUAUUCUUUGUCAGUUGAUGAUGACGUAUUUUUUUUGAAACAAUAAUCUUACGGAAAGCAAAUUUUUCACUAAAAUCGAGUUCUUGUUUCAUGGAAAACCAUAAAAAAGUAAAUUUUUUAAAUAUAUUUGACAAGGAAACCCAACAAUUUUCGGGAAUUUUUUGUAUAACGGAAAGUUGAAAUUUCUUGUAAUUUGCUGACUUUGAAAGUUUAUCUGGCAAUUGUUUCCUCAAGUAUACUUUUUAAAAAUAUUUGGCAUUAGCCGAAAAAAAAUUCCCUAGUUUUCUAUUCUGUGAAAAACGCGUAAAAAAUACCAAAAAUGAUCAAAACUGUUACUGCAGCCUAAUCUGUAGUUUGUUAAUAAAAAAAUUUGUGUCAAAGAA
This is a messenger RNA of Neodiprion virginianus, 3876 nucleotides long. RefSeq names its product G patch domain-containing protein 1. The record is from RefSeq and is a predicted model, not a curated record. The transcript is spliced from 4 exons. Gene Ontology annotation, biological process: mRNA processing. Gene Ontology annotation, cellular component: nucleus. The coding region runs from base 146 to 3343 and encodes 1065 amino acids. Lineage: Eukaryota; Metazoa; Arthropoda; Insecta; Hymenoptera; Diprionidae. Gene Ontology annotation, molecular function: RNA binding.